AUGGUCGUGGCUAAGAAGGUUGUCAAAACCCCCACCUAUGUCACAUAUUUGGUUGACUGCGAAGCCCCGGUAGCUGAUGGGCUCAUGUCUGCUGAAGACCUGCGUCAGUUCUUGCACGACAGAGUUAAAAUUGAUGGCAAGACCGGAAACUUCCAAAAGACCAACUAUCAGACUGGCGUGACCACCAGAUACUGCACCAUCUCUGCCCAGGGAAACAAGAUUGCCUUGGAAGCCAAGCUCCCCUUCAACAAGAGAUAUGUCAAGUUCUUGACUAAGAAGUAUCUUUGCCGCAACCAGAUCCGUGAUUUCAUCCGCGUCGUCAGCACCAACAAGAACGAGUUGGCCCUCAAGUACUACCAGCCCGUGAAGAAGUCCAUGGAGAACUAA
Molecule: messenger RNA, 387 nt
Organism: Gregarina niphandrodes
Lineage: Eukaryota; Apicomplexa; Conoidasida; Eugregarinorida; Gregarinidae
Product: 60S ribosomal protein L22
Exons: 2
Coding region: 1-387 (128 amino acids)
Biological process (GO): cytoplasmic translation
Cellular component (GO): ribosome
Molecular function (GO): structural constituent of ribosome; RNA binding
Source: RefSeq, a predicted model, not a curated record